CAAAUAGAUGCAUAGUUCAAUUAAGUUCAAAUUUCAAAAUCAUUCUUUUCUUUUUGUUCGAUGACUCGUUAUUAUAGUAUAUCGAUCCAAUUCUAAAUCGAAAGUAAUUCAUUGUCACUGAUUUAUUUUUUACUCAUAAUAACCCCAAAUGGAAAAUUAACUAGAACCAAAUUACAAGAAACUUAACAUCCUAUUCUAGUAGUAAUUUAUUAAUUCAAAAUCAUCAUUGACUACUAUUUGAGAAAUGAGAAGGGAAUUUCUGUCUUGAUCAGUGAAUUGCUCAAUUGGGCUCAAAGAACCCAGUUUGCCUUAGAGGCCUGGUAGUGAGCCCAACUUCGAUCCGUAAGCGUGAAACUACGUCAUUUUCAUUGCGCCAAGCUCAUGCGGACGCCAGAGCGCCACCGGGCACCCAAAGUCCCCAAACUGAAGAAAUCCAGAAAACCAGAAAUCUAUCCGUUCCAGAUGAACAUGCAAACUGCCUUCUGCCAUUUCUUCAGGUAUCCAAAGCCAUAGCUUCCUGACAUUCUUGCUUCUUACUUCAAGUGCUGCGGAAAGGAAACCUUAGCAUGCUUUAUUGCUCUCGUGCUGGAAUUUUGGGUUGUGGGUUUUGCUAUGAACUUGUGAAUUUGCUGGAAAGAUGCAAGCUUUGAGUGUCUGGCCGUCAAAAUCUAGCUUAUGGACGCUUCCCCAAGUCGAAUCGGACUUGGCUUCGUGCCUUUACAGCUGUAGAAGGAAGAAAGUUGGCAUUUUUGCUGUUUCUUUGUUUCAUAAUUCAGUUUAUUAUGGUCAUUUCCUAGUUUCUGCUGGUUCAAGGUAUGGUAGAAGCAGUAAUGUGUUUACGUGUAGAUACCCUAAGCUAGGACUUCAUAUUUUUGCUGAGAAAAAGAAAGAUUGUGUUUGUUCAUCUGUUGCAUCAGCAUGGGAAUUGGAUGAAGAAGAGACACAGAUUCUUGUUCGUAGUAGUACUCAAUCCAACACAGAGAAUGAGAACAUCGAUGGAGAAUCUCAUGAAUGUGAUAGGGUAGGUGCCACUAAUGGGAUCAGUAAUCCGGAUGGGAAGAUCGAUGUUCGAGAGCUGGCCAAGAGCUUACAUGCUGUUGAAACAGCAGAUGAUGUAGAGGAGGUUCUUAAAGAUAUGGGGAUAUUCCCAAUUAAAGUGUAUUCAUCGUUGAUCAGGGGUUUUGGUUGGGACAAGAAGAUGAAGCCAGCAUUGGCAGUAGUGGAUUGGCUCAGGAGAAAGAAGGUAGAAACUGGUGGUGCUUUUAUUGGUCCCAACCUCUUUGUCUACAACAGCCUGUUGACAGUUGUAAAAGAUUGCGAACAGUAUCAAGAAGCUGAGAAAGUAGUGAAUGACAUGGCUCAUGAAGGGAUCCAUCCCAACGUCGUGACUUACAACAUCUUGAUGAUGAUCCAUGUCGAGCAGGAACAACCCUCCAAGGCUCUCGAUAUCUUCGAACAGAUUUGUCAGAAGAGCUUUACACCAUCUGCUGCUUCCUAUUCGAUUGCCUUGAUGGCUUACCGAAGGAUGGAAGAUGGAGAUGGAGCGUUGAAGUUCUUUGUAGAGUUCAAGGAGAAGUAUAUAAAAGGGGAGAUAGGGAGAGAUAAUGGUGACGAUGAGGAUUGGGAAAAGGAGUUUGCUAAACUCGAGGACUUCACGAUCAGGAUUUGCUAUCAGGUGAUGAGGAGAUGGCUCGCGAGGCUUCAAGACAUGAGCACAGAAGUGUUCAAGCUUUUAACCAGUAUGGAUAAUGCAGGUCUUCAAACGAGUCGAGCAGAAUAUGAACGACUCAUCUGGGCUUGCACGCGCGAGGAUCAUUAUCGUGUGGCCAAAGAGUUGUACACACGAGUCAGAGAAAGAUAUCCUGAAAUAAGCUUGUCUGUCUGCAACCAUUUGAUUUGGUUGAUGGGAAAGGCGAAGAAAUGGUGGGCAGCUUUAGAAAUUUAUGAAGACUUGCUAGACAAGGGACCAAGCCCUAAUAACUUAUCGUCCGAGCUAAUCAUCUCUCAUUUCAAUGUCUUACUGGCCGCUGCUAGCAAACGAGGGAUUUGGAGGUGGGGAGUUAGAUUACUUAACAAGAUGCAGGAUAAAGGACUUAAACCCGAGAGUAGGCAGUGGAAUGCAGUUCUCGUGGCUUGCUCAAAAGCUGCUGAAACUUCUGCUGCUGUGGAGAUAUUCAGGAGAAUGGUCGAGCAAGGCGAGAAACCAACAAUUAUCUCCUACGGUGCACUUCUCAGUGCACUCGAGAAGGCCGGACUCUACGAGGAGGCCUUUCGCGUAUGGAAUCACAUGCUGAAAAUGGAAGUCCAACCCAACUUGUAUGCAUACACCAUCAUGGCCUCUGUGCUAACCGGGCAAGGCAAGUUCAGGCUCGUCGACUCCAUAAUCAAAGAGAUGGUUGAUGUCGGUAUUCCACCCACAGUUGUCACGUACAACGCCAUCAUCAGUGGGUGUGCGCGUCUUGGGUUGAGCAGUGCAGCGUACGAGUGGUUUCAUCGCAUGGAGAAGCAGCAGGACGUGGAGCCGAACGAGAUCAGUUACCAGAUGCUGAUUGAAGCUCUGGUGAGAGAUGGGAAGCCGAGGCUUGCCUACGAGGCGUACUUGCGUGCUCAAAAUGAUGGCCUUGUGCUUUCGUCGAAGGCCUAUGAUGCUGUUGUGGAUGCUUCUCGGGCUUCAGGUGCCACCAUUGAUGUGAGCUUGCUGGGAGAUCGGCCACCGGAGAGAAGGAGAGGAGGAGGUGGAAUGAGGAUUAGGAAGACGCUGACCGAGUUUACGAGGUUUGCUGAUGUUCCCAGGAGAAGCCAACCGUUUGACAAGAGGGAAAUCUACUAUAGACAAGGAAGGGAAAGCUAAUGCAUGAUGAAUAUGUAAGACUGCUGUGCUUUAUUCUUUUGUGUCAUUUUGUAUAUUUGGGUUCUUACUAGAAACUGUCACUGACCAAAUUAAAUCUUGGUUUACUACUACUAUUCCUUCCAUAAGAUGUAAUGGAAGUUGUUAACUUUAUUAGCCUACUUUGUCAGUUUCUACCAUUGAAGCUGGUGCACUAAGCUAGAGCUACUAGAAAAAUCUCAGUAUGCAAGUAAAGCUUCAACCUUCUGGAGCUGCGGCGCCAUAGGCAAAUUGAUUAGAGCAUGUAAAUAAAGGCAUCUGGUGCUACCGGCUCAAAGGAUCUUUGCAGAAGCAUUUGAUAGGAAGACAUCGAAUUCGAACUUGAGACCUUCUUUAGGUGAAUUGUGUCUCAACAACCUUUUUCUUUUUUUUGGUAUCUUGGCGCACUAAUAUGACUUUUAAUAUGAUAAGAUAAGUCUAGUUUUAAAGCAUUUUCUUUUGAACAUCCUCACUGGUUGUGCCUUUCCAGGCUUUUUCAAGUCUUUUAAAUUUGUAAUGGAGCAUUAUUAUAUAUCAAGAUAAGAGAUUCAAUUAUAAUGAAGUGGCUAAAGUACAAAGGACGGGAAAGCAUUGGUAAUUAGGUUAUGGUUUGUUCAGACAAACAACAGAAGAAUCAAAGAACAUAUACAAUAUAUUCGAUUUGUCUGUUGUCCCUUCUUUUCUAGCUACACACUAUUCUUGGAAUAAAAAAAGGAGGUAUGAGUAAAUCCAAUGCAAGAAUGUGUGCAAAUAGCUAAAAUUUGAGUCUUGUGUGAUGGAAUGAAUUCUAGAAAGAGGCCAAACAUUGAGACCAUCAUCACAGAUUUAGAGUCAUAUUAUACUCUAGAGCAAUUAAUAGGGAAAUAAACUAGUUUGUGUCACUUUGUUGUUGCUUAAAAAAUAAAUCAGGGUGUUCAGA
Messenger RNA from Linum trigynum, 3785 nucleotides. The record is from the annotation of a GenBank genome assembly. Lineage: Eukaryota; Viridiplantae; Streptophyta; Magnoliopsida; Malpighiales; Linaceae.